AUGGCUUCUGUUGACCGUAUUGAAUCUCGUGACUCCGUUGAGUUGGCCAAGGAGAACAUCGAAAGAGAAAUUGCCAACCAAGACUACAUUGAGGAUGACUCCAAUUUACCAGGACCAUCCCCUACUGAGGAGGAGCUCACCACCCUUCGUAAAAUUGCCGACACUCUGCCCACCUCUGCAUGGCUUGUAGCUGUCGUUGAAUUGUGUGAGCGUUUCACUUACUAUGGUGUUUCUGGAGUUUUUCAAAACUAUAUGCAAAUUCCUCUUGACAGUAAGAGACAAAAUGGUGCUCUUGGCUUGGGUCAAUCAAAGGCCACUGCUCUAUCAUAUUUCUUCCAAUUCUGGUGUUAUGUUACUCCUAUUCUUGGUGCUGUCAUUGCUGAUAAGUGGCUCGGAAAGUACAAGACCAUCUGCGUCUUUGCUGGUAUCUACAUCAUUGGUACUUUGGUUCUUUUCGUUACUUCUCUCCCCACUGCUCUUGAACACGGUGCUGGUCUCGGUGGUUUGAUUGCUGCUAUGAUUAUUAUUGGUUUGGGAACUGGUGGUAUCAAGUCGAAUGUUUCUCCUCUUAUUGCUGAUCAAUACACCAUUACUAAGCCCUAUAUCAAGACCCUUAAAAAUGGUGAAAGAGUUGUUGUUGACCCUGCUCUUACUGUACAAUCUGUUUUCAUGAUCUUCUAUUUCUGUAUCAACCUUGGUUCUUUGUCUGCUAUUGCCACCACUGAGAUGGAGAAGAACAUCAACUUCUGGGCUGCUUACUUGUUGCCUUUCUGCUUCUUCUUCGUUGGUAUCGCUGCUCUUAUCAUCGGUAGAAACAAGUAUAUUAAGAGACCCGCUAUGGGAUCUGUUAUUCCUGAUGCAUUCAAGAUUAUCAUGAUUGGUGCCACUAACGGCUUCAACCUUGACAAGGCCAAGCCCUCUGUCCGUAACGCUGAUGGUCAAUCUGAGGUUCAAUGGAGCGAUUUGUUUGUUGAUGAGGUUCGUCGUUCAGUCUAUGCCUGUAAGGUCUUCCUUUUCUACCCCGUUUACUGGGUUGUAUAUGGACAAAUGAUCAACAACUUUGUUUCCCAAGCUGAUCAAAUGGAACUUCAUGGACUCCCCAACGAUAUCAUGCAAAACAUUGAUCCCAUUGCCAUUAUGGUCUUCAUCCCUAUCAUGGAGAGAAUUGUAUACCCCGCUUUGAGAAAGAUUGGUAUCCAAUGUAAGCCCAUCACUAGAAUCUUCUGGGGAUUCGUCUUUGCUUCUCUCUCUAUGGCCUACUCUGCUAUUGUCCAACACCUUAUCUACAGUGCUGGUCCUUGUUAUGACCAUCCAUUAAACUGUCCUGCUUCAAUGGAUGGUGUCAUUCCCAACAAAGUGCACGUUGCUAUUCAAACUCCCGCCUACUUCUUCAUUGCUAUUUCUGAAAUCAUGGCCUCCAUCACUGGUCUUGAGUACGCUUAUACUAAGGCUCCUGCUAACAUGAAGUCGUUCAUCAUGUCCCUCUUCUUGCUUACCAAUGCUUUGGGUGCCGCCAUCGGUAUGGCUUUGUCUUCAACUGCUGUUGAUCCUAAGCUUGUUUGGAUGUUCACUGGUUUGGCCAUUGCUACUCUUAUCAGUGGUUUCAUCUUCUGGUUCCUAUUCAGAUCUUACAACCAACUUGAAGAAGAACUCAAUGUUAUCGAUGCUGAUUAUGCUGCCGAAAUGAAUGCUGAGAUUAAGCACAACAUGCAUGCUCAUGGUAACGAUAACGAUGCUGAAAAGCAAAAUGCAUAA
Molecule: messenger RNA, 1755 nt
Organism: Sugiyamaella lignohabitans
Lineage: Eukaryota; Fungi; Ascomycota; Dipodascomycetes; Dipodascales; Trichomonascaceae
Gene: PTR2
Product: Ptr2p
Exons: 1
Coding region: 1-1755 (584 amino acids)
Biological process (GO): transmembrane transport; oligopeptide transport
Cellular component (GO): plasma membrane; fungal-type vacuole
Molecular function (GO): tripeptide transmembrane transporter activity; dipeptide transmembrane transporter activity
Source: RefSeq, a predicted model, not a curated record